GUGAUUUAGGGCAUGAUGCACCCACAGGAUUUUCGCGGAAACAUCCGAACAUUCUUUCCCUCUUCAUUUGGUCUUCUUCGCUACUCUCUCUCUCUCCCUCUCCCCCUCCCUCUCCCUCUCUCAGGUCCUAAAACCACCAUUACCAACGGCAACCCCGGCACUACAACCACCUUCCUGAAAACCCCCAAUUCCCCAAAUCCAAAACCCUAAAAUCGAGUAUAAGCAUCCCCCCACCCUCAUCAAUUCUCUGCAAUUUCAGACGAAUCCGUUCUCCCUUUUCAAGUUCGGAGCUCAAAUUUAAGGUAGGGGUUCUUUUGUUGGAGAAGGAGUUGACCAUUGAAUUGGGGGCUUUUGCUGCACCUGCAGGUUGCCAAAACUGAAUUGAAUUGUUCUUCCAUUUAUAGCAUGCAACACUGAAUAAUAUUUAGCCAAAUACGUAUAUUUUCUCUGGCCUAGUUGAGGUUGAGAUUCAGGCAGCUGGGAAGUGGUGUUUAAGCUUCAAUUUCAAGUUUUGGCUACAGUUUCAAAGUUUAUCAGAAUGGUUUAACUUUGUGAGACACUGUCAAAGUUAAAUUGGUAGCUGGUGUGAGUUUGUUGGAGUUUUGUUCAAGAUGGAUAACUCUGCAAACAUGCAUAAUGAUCAUUUGGGUGUGAACAAAAUGGGGAAAAAUAUAAGGAAGAGUCCUUUGCACCAACCCAAAUUUGGUAAUAAUGACGCCAGGCAACAACCUCAACCUCAGGUGUACAAUAUAAGCAAGAAUGACUUCCGGAACAUUGUUCAGAAGCUUACUGGUUCGCCAUCGCAAGAACCUUUGCCUAGACCUCCCCAGAAUCCGCCAAAGCCCCAAAGUAUGCGAUUGCAGAGAAUUCGACCUCCCCCAUUAGCACCUAUCAACAACAGACCCUUAAACACACCUCCAGCUCCUCUUCCUGCAGGCCCACCACAGGUUCCCUACAAUAAUAACUUUGUUAGGCCUCCUCAGUUUGGACAUCCAUCACCUACACCAAUGCCACCAUUUCCACAUGGAGAUUCAAUGUGGCAAAAUACAGCUGAAUCUCCUAUCUCAGCAUAUAUGCGGUACCUUCAGAGUUCAAUGUUAGAUCCAACUCCAAGGGGCAACCAACCUCAGCCUCAACCACAAGUUCCAGGUCAAAUGCAGUCUCAGCCACCAUCAACCAGUUUACUUCCUAACCCAUCCGUAUCUGCUCACCCACCCCCGAGAAUGAAUGCCCCUGGGGCACAUGCGCCUAAUCUACAGCACCCACAGAUGAAUGGUCCUCCCCUCUUACCGUCACCAACUUCACAGUUUUUAUUGCCAUCCCCAACGGGUUACAUGAACUUGUUGUCUCCACGGUCACCUUAUCCAUUGCUUUCACCUGGGAUGCAGUUUCCUCCACCAUGGACCCCCAAUUUUCAGUUCUCUCCAAUGGGCCAAUCAGGGCUGUUAGGUCCAGGGCCUCAACCCCCACCUUCUCCUGGCGUUUUGUUUCCAUUAUCUCCUUCAGGGUUUUUCCCCAUUUCAAGUCCAAGAUGGAGGGAUCAUCACUAGUUGGCACAACAUUGUUAAGCAUUUUGUUGUCAAUUUUCUUCUUCAGUUAACUGGCAAAUGGAGGGAAUUUCGCAUUAGCAAUUAUAGAUUCGUUGUACCUUGUUACGUUCAAUCAUGAAAUCAUUGCUGUGUUGAUCUUAGGUUAAUGAAUUGCAGAAUUGAUUCUCUUUACGAAAAUAUAUAAUGUAAUAUUUUUGUGAAACACGAAUGUUGUUCACGCGUUAUUGUGUUUACUAGCUUUGUCUUGAAUGUUCUUCACUUUGUUCAAGUAUUUUACUACUUGUGUAAACUCUAGGGGAUUAAAAAAGGUGCAG
Malus domestica (apple) is the source of this 1864-nucleotide messenger RNA. RefSeq names its product protein HAIKU1-like. The record is from RefSeq and is a predicted model, not a curated record. Lineage: Eukaryota; Viridiplantae; Streptophyta; Magnoliopsida; Rosales; Rosaceae.